ACUUACGCUACUUUUUCCGCUGCUGAUUCUCUUUCUCUCUCUCUCACUUCCCACAGUGGUUUUUUUUUCUUUUAGGUUUCCUUCGAAACAAAGCAAACCUAACAAACCUUUCCAAUUUUACUUCUCACUCGCCGCUGCUCUGCUGCUUACAGUAUGCCAGAAGAGGUAGAGUACCGCUGUUUUAUUGGUAACCUUUCAUGGUCAACAUCAGAUAGGGGUUUAAAAGAUGCAUUUGAAAAGUUUGGAAAUCUUCUUGAGGCAAAGGUAGUUGUUGACAAGUUUUCUGGCCGUUCUCGUGGAUUUGGAUUUGUCACUUUUGAUGAUAAAACAGCAAUGGAAGAAGCUAUUGAAGCAAUGAAUGGAAUGGAUUUGGAUGGGCGGAAUAUAACUGUUGAUAGAGCUCAGCCUCAUCAGGGGUCAGGGAGAGAUUAUGAUGGUGAUCGUAACCGCGAUCGUGUACGUGAUCGCGAUCGUAACCGGAGUUAUGAUGGUGGACGUGGAUCUAAUGGUGGGGAGUGUUUUAAGUGUGGGAAACCUGGACACUUUGCUAGAGAGUGUCCUAGUGAAGGGGCUAGGGGAGGCAAGUAUGGUGGUAGGGGGGAUCGUUAUGGUGGCGGCGGUGGCGGCGGCGGCGGCAGUCGUUAUGGUCCUGAUCGUAAUGGAGAUCGGUUUGGUGGGCGCAGCAGGGAUGCAGGUGGUCGUGGGGGUCCUGGAGGUGAUAGACACAAUCGUGAUCGUUCUGGACCGUAUGAGCGUCGUGGAACAGGAGGUCAACGUUCUGGAUAAGAUGAAUGUUUUGCUGCUGGACUAAUGUUGCUGCUUUUAUGCUCUCGAAGCACGAAGUUUCUUUUUAACAGGAUGUGCUCUCUUCAUUGUUGUCUGGGUGGAACAAUAUAAUAGUUCAGUCCUUUGAAGUGUGAAACUUGGCACAAAUCUACAACUAUUUAUGUGUUCCUUAAAUGCUGUGUUCGAUGUUUUGGUCCGAUGGAGUCUUGUGCUUUCUUGACAUGCACUUUCAAAUAUGGUCUUAUGCUCUCUGAAUGCACCAUUUUUUGUGACUCAUGCAUUGUCAACAGCAAUUGCCCUUACUUCUGUCCGACUUGUUGACUUUUUUGAAUGCACAAUUAUGGAA
Molecule: messenger RNA, 1132 nt
Organism: Theobroma cacao (cacao)
Lineage: Eukaryota; Viridiplantae; Streptophyta; Magnoliopsida; Malvales; Malvaceae
Gene: ATRZ-1A
Product: RNA-binding (RRM/RBD/RNP motifs) family protein with retrovirus zinc finger-like domain-containing protein
Molecular function (GO): zinc ion binding; RNA binding
Source: RefSeq, a predicted model, not a curated record